AGGGUCCUGGUCCUCUACCUCUCCGAGUGUUAUCAUUUGCAGACCGAGCACAAUUAAGCAGUUAGUCUUUUUUGAAACAAAAUUUAAACUAUCUCUAUGUAGUUGAGUUGUUGAGUCUAUUUUGAUGGGGAAAACGUCUCAAACGGAUGUAUUGUUAUCGGACCUGACUGUAAGUUCAAAAUUGUCAUCAAUGUCAUGACGUUGACCUCUUCCGCGACAGCAUCUGAAUGGCCGCCUCGCGAGCCGACGACAUGCUCCGCUUCCGCCUUUCCAUCCAGCCAGCGUGCGGCGUUUCGAAAGAUCGACGGUGAGUUUGAUGUUCAACACUGGUUGGAUAUUCUUGGCCCAGACAUUACCUUCCCGACGGAAAUCGCAGAGCUAACCAGACUCGAAGCCGAAACCCUCCUCGCAGCUUGCGUUGCGAGGGAAGAUUACAAACGGCGUUGUCCCAUCCAGAGAAGGAAAAAAAAUCUGCUCAAAAAGUGAGUCAAGACUGUCUAACAAUUGCCGAAAAGGAUAGAAGACGAGAAUUCUUCUAAAGCUCGUCAGAGGCAUACAGUCGUGGAAAAGUGUCGCGAUCUGUAGUAGAGUUUUUGAGCCUCUAGCGUUGUAAGCUCUUAAGCAAUUGGUAGACAUUUUGUAGACACUUUUAGGGCAGAUUUUUCCCCUUAGAGUGGGGCACAUUCUUGUUUGUUUCUAAAAGGAGUUGCUGGAUGAAAUUAAUCGAGCAGGCUUAGACCAACUCCGUACUAGAGGAAACGGAGAUCAUCAGGGGAAUCAACAAGAUGAGCAACCACAUCAAGAUGAUGAUGACUUACUCUUCACGGAAACCGGCGUAGUGGAAUACAUCGACCUGUUGGAAAGGUAUGCCGGAAAUUGCGAAGAAUUGCUAGAAAGUGGAGAUUUGGAUGCCCAUCGACGUCAGAUGAGUUCGCAAGAUGCUCUGCUGUCGGACGCGAGCAAGAAAGCUAUCUUCUCUGCUCUACAGGACCGACCCUCACUACGAAACGCAUUGCAGAGUCCAGAACUCGGACAGAUCUCCAGAAGGAUUGACGAGGCAAUGAGAAGGCUGUCUUCCUCUGCGUCGACAGAAUUGAAGUCAGCGUCCUUCUUCCUACGUCUCUCGACGCGAUCCCCGAAGGAUGCUGCGUGCGUCAGUGAGGUUGACUAUCUGGAGGAAUAUGUACGUCAGAAGCAAAUCCAAACGCAUCAUAAAUCGGAAGCGACUUCUACCCGUCUCACAUGGAGCGAAAAGAUGGACCUGCUCUGCCUUCUCAGUCUGCGAGCUAUGCGGGUCUCGAAUGGAGUAGAGGCACUGAGUUUGUUACUCACCUCGAAGCGGGUUCGUGACGAUCUCAAACAGGCUCUAGAAGAUGCGUCUUCAACAUGUAGAUCUACUCCUGGUUCUUCUGGUGCAGCAGGUACAGCUACUCCAUCUGCUGGCUCAUCUGCUGAAGCUGAUGCUGAAAAGACAAAUAAUUCUAAAGUUGAGUUCGAUCUUUCGCUGGUUGUAAGGGAAUGGAAUGACGGGAUCCGCCCAGCAACAGAGUUUCGCGGUUUCGUAGAUUCGGAAGGCCACCUAGUUGCUCUCUCUCAGUACAACGAGAUCUGCCACUAUCCGCAUCUUUUUCAGGAACGGAAUGGACACGGAGAUGGGGAUGCAGCUCCUCAUGCUCAUGCUGGGAGUGGGACGAAGACGAACAUGAAGAAGAGGAACAACCUAAUAAACGUAAUACAGAAUGUUUUGAUCGACUUUGUCAAGACGGAACUGAAGCCAAGAUUGGUAGGGACGUCGCUGCUGCCUUGCAUCGUGGAUUUCCAUGUUGAAGACGGAAUAGAAGAAGACGAAGGUUUUCAAUUAGAAAUGGAGGAAGAUUUCGAUGAUUUAAAGAAGAAGAUGAAUUAUCUCAAAAAAGUGAAAGUGGUAGAGUUGAACCCUGCUAAUGAACGGACGAGCUUCUCCUUAUUCGAACCGGAUGCUGCAAAGGUGCUAGAGUGGUUACGCAUUGAGAGACAGAUACACAGUGAGAACGAUGAUGAUCUUCAAAGCGCCGAAAAAAAGAAAAAGAACUUUUUCCACGAAUUCCGUCUUGUAUCUCGACAAGAUACACGAGAAGACGUGGCAGCGGAUAGUGACAGCGUACGGGAGUCGUUGGGCCGGGUUCUACAGGGAAAAAUAUCAGAAGCCCACGCGCGGUGGAAGAUGAAAAAGAUUAUAGAGCACAGUGGUGUCAUACAACCGACACAAUUUUGCGACGAGGUUUGCUGAGCUACUCUUCGAUUUAGCAAAGUGUGUGAGUUGUAUUCUCAAUGUUAUGUUUAUGAUUUAUGGCUUUCUCUACUUCUUUUGACAUUACUCGAUGACAUUUUUGUGUCUUGCUUCUAAUAUAAUGCAAGCACAAGCAGCAAGAGCAUUGGAGCAGGUAGCAUAGUAGCCGGUGGGUUGUCUCUAAAGUGGUGGGGAUCGAUGUGGGAGUGAGACGAAAACAAGAUGAAGAUCCACUAAACAAGACCCGAACAUGGAGAAAGUAGUAGAUGAUCACAGGAAGAAGAAAAAGAUCUCCGCGCAUUCCAUUCACAGUGAACGAC
This is a messenger RNA of Amoebophrya sp. A25, 2589 nucleotides long. The record is from the annotation of a GenBank genome assembly. Lineage: Eukaryota; Dinophyceae; Syndiniales; Amoebophryaceae.